UAUAUAUAUAUAUAAUGUUUUUAUAAUAAGGAAAUGCUAAAGAUUGGUCCGAUCACAUUUCCAUUGAACAAUCGCAUCCCAUUGGGUUUCGUCUUCUUUCCAAAUUCCGCGGAGAGAAGAAGAGUGAGAGAGUAAUAAUCUGCAACAAUGGCUUCACGCCUCUUCUUUGUUUCUUCUCUUCUUUUGGUACUUUCCUGUGCAGUUGCCGGAUCCGUUUUCGAUGAUUCCAAUCCCAUUCGUAUGGUCUCUGACCGUCUUCGUGAAUUGGAAUUAGAGGUCGUUCGUGUCCUCGGUCAAGUUCCUCACGCUCUCCGAUUCGCUCGAUUCGCUCACCGGUAUGGGAAGAAGUACGAGACGGCGGAGGAGAUGAAACUCCGAUUUGGGAUUUUCUUGGAGAGUUUGGAACUGAUCAAAUCGACUAAUAAACAAGGCCUUUCUUACAAGCUUGGUGUUAAUCAAUUUGCGGAUUGGACGUGGGAAGAGUUCAGAAAACAUAGGCUAGGAGCUGCUCAAAACUGCUCUGCUACCACAAAAGGCAGUCACAAACUUACUGAUACUGCUCUUCCUGAAUCGAAAGACUGGAGGAAAGAUGGCAUAGUUAGCCCUGUUAAAGAUCAAGGCCACUGUGGUUCUUGCUGGACAUUCAGUACAACUGGAGCGCUUGAAGCGGCCUAUGCACAAGCACAUGGAAAGGGUAUCUCCCUGUCCGAGCAGCAGCUUGUGGAUUGUGGACGUGGUUUUAACAACUUUGGCUGCAAUGGUGGACUUCCUUCCCAAGCUUUUGAAUACAUCAAGUACAAUGGUGGCCUUGACACUGAAGAAGCAUAUCCUUACACUGGAGUAGACGGCAGUUGCAAAUUCGUACCGGAGAAUGUUGGAGUACAAGUUAUUGAUUCUGUGAACAUCACUCUUGGCGCUGAAGAUGAAUUGAAACAUGCGGUUGCUUUUGUUCGACCUGUAAGCGUAGCAUUUGAGGUGGUUAGCGGUUUUCGCUUGUAUUCAAAAGGAGUUUACACCAGUAACUCAUGCGGCAGUACACCUAUGGAUGUAAACCACGCUGUGCUUGCAGUUGGUUAUGGGGUUGAAGAUGGUAUCCCAUACUGGCUUAUAAAGAACUCAUGGGGUGGAAAUUGGGGUGACAAUGGCUACUUCAAGAUGGAGAUGGGCAAGAACAUGUGUGGUGUUGCAACAUGUGCUUCAUACCCAAUUGUUGCUUAGAAUACGAGAAUGACAAAGCUUCUUUAAGGUACGAUUAUGGUGGAUAGAAUGAUGUGCAAAUUAUAGUUGCAUAUUCUUGUAGUUGAUCAUUUACUGCAAGAUUGUAAGGUAAUGUACUUGUGGUUGUAAAUUUGCAUAUUGAGGGAUACUUUGGAUAAGUUUUUAUAAUGUACUUUGCUGGUAGCUCUCUUGAGGUUAUGUAAAUUUGUUGACAGCUCCUCUAAUAAUUUCUAUAUUAUUAUGUUCCCCACUGUUUAGAUGUUAGAACCUUUCAAUAAAAUAAUCUUUCUUUUUCCCCCUCAA
Cucumis sativus (cucumber) is the source of this 1521-nucleotide messenger RNA. RefSeq names its product thiol protease aleurain-like. Lineage: Eukaryota; Viridiplantae; Streptophyta; Magnoliopsida; Cucurbitales; Cucurbitaceae. Gene Ontology annotation, cellular component: lysosome. Bases 148 to 1218 code for a protein of 356 amino acids. Gene Ontology annotation, molecular function: cysteine-type endopeptidase activity. Gene Ontology annotation, biological process: immune response. The transcript has 8 exons. The record is from RefSeq and is a predicted model, not a curated record.